This is a messenger RNA of Rhinichthys klamathensis goyatoka, 1878 nucleotides long. It is a transcript of the gene tgfbr2a, whose product is annotated as transforming growth factor beta receptor 2a. The transcript is spliced from 5 exons. Bases 1 to 1377 code for a protein of 458 amino acids. Lineage: Eukaryota; Metazoa; Chordata; Actinopteri; Cypriniformes; Leuciscidae. Gene Ontology annotation, biological process: cellular response to growth factor stimulus; transforming growth factor beta receptor signaling pathway; protein phosphorylation. Gene Ontology annotation, molecular function: transforming growth factor beta receptor activity, type II; metal ion binding; transforming growth factor beta binding. The record is from RefSeq and is a predicted model, not a curated record. Gene Ontology annotation, cellular component: plasma membrane; signaling receptor complex.
AUGUUGUGUUUCAGGAGGGGAGGCGAAGGGAACGCGACCAUCGAGACGGUGUGUCACAACCCAGCGCUGGCGUUUCACGGCCAGUUCCUGAAGGACUUCAACAGCAAAACCUGUGAGAUGAAGCGAGUGAAGGGGACGGAGGACGAGUUCAUCUGCUCCUGUAAUGAGGAAGAGUGCAACGGCCGGCUCAUCUUUUCUGACGGUGCGGAUCCGGUUUCUCCCAGAUCGGAUGAGCCGAAGCUCCUGUCUCUGCUGCUGGUCAGUCUGGUUCCCUCCGGGGUCGUGCUGGUCCUGCUGGUGUCGCUGCUCUACUUCUACUGCGCGUGUCGACAGCACAAGCUCAAAGCGCCCGCGACUAAAAGCGAAACCUGCGCCAUCAUCAUCAUGAGCGACGACGACCGGUCCGACAACAGCCUGAACCACAACCUGGAGCUUCUUCCCAUCCAACUGGACUCAUCCGUCGGGAAAGGCCGAUUCGCCGAGGUCUUCAAAGCCAGACUCAAACAAGCUAGCCAAUCCUUCCAAACGGUGGCCGUGAAAAUAUUCCCGUAUGAGGAAUACGCCUCGUGGAAAACCGAGUGGGAGAUUUACUCCGAUGCUGAGCUUCGGCACGAGAACGUCCUGCACUUUCUGACCGCCGAGGACCGGAAAGCGUCGCAACAGUAUUGGCUGAUAACGGCCUAUCAGGAGCGAGGAAACCUGCAGGAGUUCCUGUCGCAGCACGUGAUUGGCUGGGACGAGCUGUGCCGAUUGGCCGGUUCGCUGGCGAGGGGCGUGGCUCAUCUUCACGCCGAUCGGACGCCGUGUGGACGAGCUAAAGUGGCUAUCGUCCACCGCGACCUGAAGAGCGCAAACGUGCUGGUGAAGUCAGACCUCACGUGUUGUCUGUGUGACUUCGGUCUCAGUCUGAGACUCGAUACCUACACGUCUCCUGAGGAACUGGGCAACAGUGGACAGGUGGGCACGGCGCGGUACAUGGCUCCAGAAGUGCUGGAGUCCCGGAUGGACCUGGAGAGCAUCGAGUCCUUCAAACAGGCGGAUGUUUACUCCAUGGCUCUGGUUCUGUGGGAGAUCGUGUCCAGAUGCAGCGCCACUGGAGAUGUGCGGGAAUACGAGCCUCCGUUCGGGAAGCUGAAGGAGCAUCCGUGUGUGGAGAGCAUGAAGGAUGAUGUCAUCAGAGAUCGACUGAGACCCGAGAUACCGGUCAGCUGGAGCAACCACACGGGUGUUCAUCUCCUGAGCUCCACCAUCGAGGAGUGCUGGGAUCACGACCCCGAGGCCCGACUGACGGCGCAGUGUGUCGUGGAGCGCCUCAGUGACAUCAUCAGCUCUGACAUCAUCAAGAGCACAGGGGAUUCUGGGAGCGACGACAAGUAGAGCAAGCGCCUGAUCACGGACGUUCAGACACACGUGUGACACGCGCACUUUACAGGAACAUUUACACGCGUCAGGGGAUUUUAUUCAGCUAAACUGCAGAAACGUAUGCUCUUCCUCAGUGUUUCUGUCUCGUUUCCCAGCAUAAACAUCUAAGCACUCUUAAAUCAACAUACAUCUACUGGAGAUUCACAGUGACUGAAGAUAUUAAGUCUUUUUUUCUGAAAAAUGCAUCAAAAGUAAUCAAGAAAAUCUGCUAAUGGAGUCAGAAAAAUAAACUUAAUUCAAAGGAAAACAAGUUUAAGACUUCAUAUCUCUGUCUUGUUGCUUCUCUAGUAUCUUGAGUUAAGAGUGUUUAGAUAUUUGUACUGGAAAACUAGACUUUUUUUUGCAGUGUAUGAACUAAUAUUCAGUAUCAAGAGCACGUGUAUGAUGUCAGUUGCUCGUUAUGUAUUAUCAUCAUUAAGCUUCAGGGAAAAUCUGCUUCGCUGACGUGAAACAGUC